Paracoccidioides brasiliensis Pb18 is the source of this 2265-nucleotide messenger RNA. RefSeq lists its product as uncharacterized. The transcript is spliced from 2 exons. Gene Ontology annotation, cellular component: cytoplasm. The record is from RefSeq and is a predicted model, not a curated record. The coding region runs from base 1 to 2265 and encodes 754 amino acids. Gene Ontology annotation, molecular function: ATP hydrolysis activity; ATP binding.
AUGGCGGUGGAGCCACCCAAGUUCACGGUGCGACCGUUGUUGAAGCAGCCUAGAAACGACCAGAGAGACUCCUUUCGUAUCUGUCUCUCCCCUUCCUCCUUGCUACUUGUGAAAAUCCGAGCUGGCGAUCUAUGCCGGUUGGAACUGGCUGGAGGCUCUCCAAAAACCGCCAUCGCAUGGACGGCCCCGGAGAAAAUACAAGAUACAAUUGUGCAGACCUCAAAAGUUUUACAAGAUCUAUAUGGAUUUAAGCUGGGAGAGAAGGUUUCGAUUUCGAGAGAGAACGAACCGUUAGAAGAUAUAGCAGUUGUACGUCUUGAAGAAUGCACCGAUGCCACGAAACUUUCUGGCGUGGGUCCUGUUCAGGAAGCUGACAGGGAACACUGGGCAUGGGGUCUUGAAUAUCCCUUGUCAAAAUGUGAAGUUUUAUCAGAAGGAAUGAUGUUCGACCUAGAGCUCAAGGGCAUCCGCAGAGCUUUUAAGGUCGUGGAAAUUGAACCGCUCAUCCAAGGUCGAACUAACACGAUCUUCCACUUCACUGCAAAGUCUAAGGUGCUUGUUGGACAGGCUUUACAACGUCAGACUCUACCGUCCUCACUUGUCGUGCCAUCCUGCGGGCUGGGUGGACUUGGUCGACAAAUGACGCAAAUCAAUGAGCGGCUUCGCGACUUUACUAUUCAGGAAAAUAAAGUAACUAUGCCAUCUUUUUACAGAAAUAGCGGCGGAAUUCUGAUCUAUGGCCCGAAAGGUACGGGGAAGAGUACGCUACUUUCUAAUCUUGCUGCCGCGGGUUGGAAGAAGGUGCUCACCAUCAAUAGCUCUGUGCUGAAUAAAAACAGGGGAGAUGGAGAGGUUCUAUUACGCAAGACCUUCUCCGAAGCUGUUCAGUCACAGCCGUGUCUUAUUACUAUUGAUCAAUUGGAUUUUCUCGCUCCCAAAAAUACCUCUAAUGAUCCAUCAAUUUCUUCGGCAUUGUGCGAAGUCCUGGAUACUAUACAAGAUACGAAAGUUCUUGUGGCUGCGUGCACACGCCACCCAAAUGAUGUUGAUGAUGGACUGAGAACCCCCCAUCGAUUUGGUGUCGAGAUCGAAUUGCCAGUUCCGACAGCCGAGGGUCGAGAAGAGAUUUUAUUGGCUAUUCGUGGUACUUCCGCUGUACCAAGUGACAGUCAACUGGCGAAAUUGGCGGAGCGAACUCAUGGAUAUGUCGGUGCCGACCUCUUUUCAUUACUGCAGCUUGCGUGUAGAAAAGCACAAACUCGACAAAUACUACAGUUGGAGCAAGGGGGACCCAGCGAGCAGCAUAUCUUGGACGGAGCUGUUUCUUCCUCCGAUGUUAUGAUUCCAGAUGAGAAUCUACUUCAAAUUGAGGAUAUAGACAUAUCACUUGCUCUUCAAGAAACUCGCCCAACGGCAAUGAGAGAAGUGUUCCUGGAAACUCCGAAAGUGAGAUGGAGUGAUAUAGGCGGACAGCAUAAAAUCAAGAGGCGGCUUCAGAAGGCUGUAGAAAGACCACUCAAGUUCCCCGAUCGAAUGAAAAGGCUGAACAUAAGCGGUAAAAAGGGAAUUCUGCUCUACGGCCCUCCUGGCUGUUCUAAAACACUGACAGUAAAGGCACUGGCAACCGAAGCUGGGUUGAACUUCCUGGCAGUGAAGGGCGCUGAGAUCCUGAGCAUGUAUGUGGGAGAGUCGGAAAGGGCGCUCAGAGAAAUAUUUCGAAAGGCGCGAUCAGCCAGUCCAAGCAUUAUAUUUUUCGACGAAAUUGAUGCGAUUGCUGCGCGACGAAACAAUGGCCCGUCCCAGGGCGGCAUCAACGUGCUGACGACUUUGCUCAAUGAGAUGGAUGGAAUUGAAGAGCUGAAAAACGUUCUUGUUGUGGCGGCAACUAACAAGCCAGAGGUUCUCGAUCCUGCGCUCAUGCGCCCUGGAAGACUGGAUAAUAUUCUCUACGUUGGACCUCCAGAUCUUCAGGCGCGGAAAGAGAUUCUAAAGAUUUGGUUUAGUAAAUCUGAGGUUGACGACGAAGUUGACAUUGACAGGCUGGCGCAGGUGACCGAUGGGUAUUCUGGGGCGGAGAUGGUUAGUAUCUGCGAGACUGCAGCAGACGGAGCGCUGGAUGAGGAGGAAGAAACUGGCCAGGAACAGAAGAUAGCAUGGAGGCAUUUUGAACAUGCAUUGAACCAAGUCCAUAAACAGAUAUCUGAAGCUGUGAUCGAGGGCUAUGAGAGGUGGAGAGAUGAGCUAGAACUCCAGCUCCCUCUAUGA